AUCUUCGUCGUGGACCGCUUGAAGAAGGACCCGCUGCCCAGCGCGGCAGGACUCGAGCUCUUCUUGUUGAAGAGCCUCAACCUCAAUCAUUCGAACAAUGCCACAACACUUUCGAGAUUGUCGAGAAAGCAUACGAAGACCUCCGUAGACUCGCCACUUCAUAGUUCAUGGAGGAAGACCCAAAGGGAAACACACAGACGAGGACUUCUGUGUUCUCAACUUCCAAACUCUCAUGUCCGACGGCGACAUUCCCUUUUCUGACAAGCACGCUCUUAUACGGGCGCAGACUUUUCUUGACUCCGGUACACGCACAACCGCCUCAGCCUUCAUCCGUCCAUGGAUCCCACGCUUCCCCCCACGCUGCCUCCGAAACCCGAGCAGCGAUCGCGCAACACCCACGACACUCACUUCCGCCGAGGUCCUGCAUCCUGAGCAGCGAUGUCGAUACAAAGACAAGGCACUCACCAGCUACUGA
Molecule: messenger RNA, 475 nt
Organism: Zymoseptoria tritici IPO323
Lineage: Eukaryota; Fungi; Ascomycota; Dothideomycetes; Mycosphaerellales; Mycosphaerellaceae
Exons: 2
Source: RefSeq, a predicted model, not a curated record